This is a messenger RNA of Bacidia gigantensis, 3297 nucleotides long. RefSeq lists its product as uncharacterized. Bases 1 to 3297 code for a protein of 1098 amino acids. The record is from RefSeq and is a predicted model, not a curated record. Gene Ontology annotation, biological process: endoplasmic reticulum unfolded protein response; cellular response to hypoxia; negative regulation of hypoxia-induced intrinsic apoptotic signaling pathway. Lineage: Eukaryota; Fungi; Ascomycota; Lecanoromycetes; Lecanorales; Ramalinaceae. Gene Ontology annotation, molecular function: ATP binding; ATP-dependent protein folding chaperone. Gene Ontology annotation, cellular component: endoplasmic reticulum chaperone complex. The transcript has a single exon.
AUGCCUCCUCAUGGUCGGCGACGGUUGUCAAAUCUGUCCUUUGCAUUGGGGUUGCUCUUCAUCUUCGCAUCUACAGCUUCAGCGGCGUCUUCGGCCGUCAUCGGCAUAGAUUUUGGUACUGAAUACAUAAAGGCUGCAUUGGUCAAGCCUGGUGUGCCUCUCGACAUCGUCCUUACGAAAGAUUCGAAGCGAAAAGAGACCGCGGCCGUCGCUUUCAAAGGCCCAAAGGCACAAGUUGAUACAUCGCAUGGGGAAACAUUCCCCGAAAGGAUAUAUGGUGGAGAUGCAGCAGCCCUUGCUGCAAGGUUUCCUAAGGAUGUAUAUUUCAACCUCAAGCCCUUAUUGGGCGUAUCAAAAGACUCGGAUGUUGCGGUAGAAUUCGGCGCAAGGUUUCCGGAAUUGGACAUGGUAGAAACCUCAUCAACUGGCUCUCUGGGAUUUAAAAGCAACAGUUUUGUGCCAAGUGAGGAACCUUUCGUGAUUGAAGAGCUUCUGGCUAUGGAGCUCAAAAAUAUUAAAGCAAAUGCAGAGUCCAUGGCCGGAAAGGGUUACAGCGUUGAUGAUGUAGUCAUGACCAUUCCACCAUUCUACACAGCUGUGGAGAGGAGAGCUAUCACUACCGCCGCAGAACUAGCUGGUCUGAGGGUACUGUCUUUGAUCAGCGAUGGUUUAGCUGUAGGCUUAAACUACGCUACUUCGAGAAGCUUCCCGAUUGUCAACGAGGGAGGAAAGCCUGAGACUCAUCUUGUAUACGACAUGGGCGCGGGGUCUACUACGGCGACAGUGCUCAGAUUUCAGGCACGUACAGUCAAGGACGUAGGCAGGUUCAACAAGACAGUGCAAGAAGUCCAAGUUCUAGGUACGAGUUGGGACAGGACUCUGGGUGGUGACGCCCUCAAUGGUCUGAUAUUGGAUGACAUGGUCCACAAAUUCACCGAGCAGACUGCAAUCAAGAAACUCGGCCUAGAUUCUCAGCAGAUGAAGUCUCAUGGUCGGACAAUGGCAAAGUUGAGGAAAGAGUCAGAGAGAGUACGGCAAGUUCUCAGCGCAAAUACCGAGACUUUUGCAAAUUUUGAAGGUCUUUAUUUCGACGAACAAAACUUCAAGUAUAAGCUAAGCCGUGCAAAUUUUGAGAAGAUGGCGGCUUCGUAUUUCGAUAGGGUGCGAAAACCUGUUUCUGAAGCGUUGGAAAUCGCCAAAUUGACCGUUUCGGACAUUGACUCCGUAAUUCUACACGGAGGUGCUGUCCGGACGCCCUUUGUACAGAAGCAACUUGAAAGCCUCACGAAGAGCUCAGAUAAGGUUCGGACAAACGUCAAUUCAGACGAAGCCGCAGUCUUUGGUGCAGGCUUCAAAGCUGCAACCAUCAGUCCAAGUUUUCGAGUGAAGGAAAUCCGCACGACUGAUAGUGCGAUAUACCCAAUCUUCGCAACGUGGAAACUAGAGGGAAAAGCGAGGCAGCAAAAAUUGUUCAUACCCACGUCGGCUACUGGUGUUCAGAAACAAGUUGGUAUCAGAGCAACUACAGACUUCGAGUUCGAGCUGCAACAGCAGCCUGUAUUAGCAGCAGACUUUCCUAUAUCCACUGUUAAGACGCAAAACCUUUCAGACUCGGUCAACGCGCUUACGUCGAAGGCUGGAUGCUCUACAAGUGAUAUCAGCACAACGUUUGCAAUCCGACUGAGCUCUGUCAAUGGACUGCCUGAAGUCUUGAGUGGAUCUGUUAGCUGUGAGGUGACGGAGUCAGAGAAGAAAGGAGUCGUGGACGGAAUGAAAGACUUUCUUGGAUUUGGAUCAAGAAAAGACGACCAGAAGGUCUUGGAAGAAGGAAAUGACAAUUCUGAGUCAACCUCGAGCGAUAUUUCAGCAACCAGCAUUAGUGAAAGCAAGCCUUCCGAAGAGGCCGAUUCUAGCAAACAAAAUGAGGAAAAGAUCAAGGAAACCAAGAAGAAAGUUGUGACAAUCCCGGUCGGUCUAAGCACGGUAACCUCAAGUUAUACUUCUCACGGGUCCGAUGCCUUAGCGUCUACCAACAAGCGAUUAACGGCUUUCGACGCGUCAGACCGCUCGCGCGUGCUACGGGAAGAAACCCUCAAUAUUCUUGAGGGCUACACAUACAAAGUGAGGGAUGUUGUGACUGACGAAAAGUUUCUACUUGUUUCCACCCCAUCGCAGCGCAACGAUAUUGAGCAGAAAGCCAGCGAAAUCUCGUCGUGGCUUUAUGGAGACGGCGCUGAUGCACCGCGGGAGAUAUUGAAAUCUAAAUUGGACGAAAUACGCGGUCUUGUGAAGCCAAUUCAGCGACGCAAAGAGGAGUCAGUGAAACGCCCAGCAUCAUUUCAAGCUUUGCAGCAGGCGAUAACGCAGGCGGACACUAUGAUUUCUGUAGUGAAGCAGCAACUGGAAAUUCAAUUAAGCGCCGCAUCGUCACCAUCCACAGCGACCACAAUGUCCGAGCCUAGCGCGAUCCCAACAAUUGCUAGUGACGAAUUUUCAGACUUAGAUGAUGAGUCCAGCACGUCGGCUACUCCCACAACCACGAAGUCCAUACCCGAGAUACCUGAACCGAUGUUUAGCAGGGCAGACCUUGCUCUCAUAGAAGAGAAGCGAGCAUCAAUUAUAAAAUGGCUUGAUGAGAAGAUACCUGCACAGGAAAGCUUGUCGGCCACGGAUGAUCCUCUUCUCCUUUCUUCUGACCUAGAUGAGCGUGCGAAAGAAAUAAGCGACCUAGCCACUGAUCUUCUCAUGAAACAAGUCAAAGUCCCGAAGUCAAAGAAAACAAAGACAGCGAGUAAAGCCGCCAGAAAAACAUCAUCUUCGUCAAAAGAGGAGGAUUCAAAGCCAAGCUCAUCUAUAGAAAUUAAGCCGUCCUCUUCGCAGGAAGACGAGGCUAUCCCAUCUACUUCCAUGGAAGAAAAGCCUAGCCCUGUAUCGGCCACGGAGGCUGAACCAAGCCCUGCACAAGCGGCAGAAGAAGAAACUGGCUCGAAUGUGGGGGGAUGGGCUGAAAACCCCGAGAUACCAAAAACAGAAGAAGGAAUGCCAAGUGUUCAAGAACAACUUGAAAUGCGGCGCGUUCAACAAGAGAUUGAUGAACAGUUGGCGGCAGAAAACUUGUCUAUCGUGGCGAAGGCUAAGGCGAAUGCUACGAAGAAGGACAAAAAAGCAAAAGCGACCGUCAAGCCGAAGAGCAAGAGCAAAACCAAAGGGAACGCAAAGUCAAAGGGUAAAGAGAAGGCUAAGGAGAAAGCAAAGGAGAAGAUAAGGGAGAAGUCCGAAGGACAUGGUGAGUUGUAA